Molecule: messenger RNA, 666 nt
Organism: Oppiella nova
Lineage: Eukaryota; Metazoa; Arthropoda; Arachnida; Sarcoptiformes; Oppiidae
Source: the annotation of a GenBank genome assembly
CAAAACUGAAAUAUGAUUUGCACAAAAAUUUUAAUAAUUUUAUUUUUAACUCCCUUUGCGUUGGGACUGACCGGCAAAGAGUUGCUGGACUUUGCGGUCAAGCAGUACACAAAAGUGACGCAUACUAUCAAAACAGGGGAACAGUACCCAUCGAUGGGCGAACCCAACUCGACCACAUGGAAAACCCUUCACGCGAUUACCACCGACUUUAGGGUGGGUUUCUAUCCGGGAAUUCUGUGGCAUUUAUACAACUAUACGAGUGAUGAACACUGGAAACAGUUGGCCAUCACCGCCACCGACGCCAUGACUGAUGAUCAGUACGACACUAAGACUCAUGACAUUGGGUUUGGCAUAAUGUCCUCAUUUGGAAAUGGAUACAAAUUCACAAAUAACCCCACAUAUGCUCAAGUUAUUGUUACCUCGGCAAAUAGUUUGGCCACAAGGUAUAACCCUAUAGUCGGGUGCACCCGCUCGUGGAAUAGUAAGGAUGGGUUUGUGGUGAUAGCCGACAAUAUGAUGAAUUUGGAGCUACUGUUCGAGGGCUGGCGUAUAUCGGGCAACAAAACCCUAUACGAUAUGGCAGUUUCGCAUACAAACCGCACUAUAAUAGAGCACUUGAGGAAAGACUACUCUUACUAUCAAGUGAUCAAAUACAACGAGACCACC